GAAACUCCGGUAAAAAGUAAAUCAUGGACAAGGAUCUCGAUGAGGAAUUGUUCUCAGAGGACGAUGAGCCACCACAGCAGGAUGAAAUAAAUGAGGGCUUAUCGAAACUUAAAAAGCUGUUUGCCGCCGUAGACGCCACGGUGAUAUCUAUAAUCGCCUCUCCCGAAGCCGGCAAAGCUGCGCAGGAUAAGCUGGAACAAUCUCCUCAAACAUGCAAGGAUAGCGUUACGUCAAAGACGCCUGUGCCGGAUUAUGAAGACCUUCAAGAGAAUUUUAAAGAUGCCGAUCCGAAGGAACCUGCCGGAGAAGACUGUCUAGAUGAACUAGAUGAACCAAAUUAAAUAUUCGGUGCUUA
This is a messenger RNA of Vanessa tameamea, 355 nucleotides long. RefSeq lists its product as uncharacterized. The record is from RefSeq and is a predicted model, not a curated record. The transcript has 4 exons. The coding region runs from base 24 to 341 and encodes 105 amino acids. NCBI's taxonomy places the organism in Eukaryota, Metazoa, Arthropoda, Insecta, Lepidoptera, Nymphalidae.